CGCGCUCUCCUCCCACACGGUCAAAGGCGACAACCCUAGCCGCCGCACCCACGCCUCCAGCCUUUCCAAAUCUCCGCCCGCGCCGCACCUCCCAUCCCCUACCCCUCCACCAACGCCGCCGCCCCCCUGCAUCAACGCCUGCUCGGGUCCCUGCACCAAGAUCUGCUCCCCCGUGUCGCCCAAAAUCCCCGAGCCCGCAUCCACCAAUCCACAAAAGGUCCGCCCGCAACCUGAGUCCGCCUCCAGCAGAUCCACAGCAUACCGAGGGGAAGCGGAGUCAGAUCUUUGGUGAUGGGUCGAGGCAAAAAGGAUCCCUGGGCGGCACGCGGAUCCGUCGAUCCGGUGGAGGUGGAGGAGGCGGCAGCGGUGAUGGAGGUUGAAGAGGAGGAGGAAGUCAAGGGAGACGAAGAGGAGGAGUGGAAUCACGAGGAGGAUGAGGCGGAGGAGGAGGAAGAGGAGUGGGAACAGGAGGAAGAGGAGGCUGAUGAGGCCUCGGCGGAGGAGGAGCCGGAGGAGCAGCGGUCGCCGCCCAAGCUGGCGGAGGGAUUCUACGAGAUCGAGACCAUACGCCGCCGCCGCCGCCGCCAGAACCAGAUACAGUACCUCGUCAAAUGGCGUGGGUGGCCGGAGAGCGCCAACACAUGGGAGCCUGAAGAAAACCUGAAGGCCUGCUCUGAUUUUGUUGAAGCCUUUGAGAAGCGGCAGCAACCAAGGUCCUAUGGCAAGCGCAAGCGCAAGCGCAAGAUCUCCACUACUCCGGUGGUAAGUCCCAACCCUUCUUCUCAGGGUAGAAGGGGCCGCCCACGGCGUUCAGAUCCUCGGUCUCUGUCCCAACGUCCUGUCCCAGAGCGCAAGAUAUUGCCUCCCAGAGCAAGCAGCAGGAGAGGUACUGAUAACAGCAACAGGAACUUGGUUGCGGGGUCUGAUGCAUCAGUGAACGUGGCUCCUCAGCAACUGCUUGGACAAGGUGCUACACAGGAGGGCAGCUCAAAUGUGCUUUCGGUUGGUCUGCCGUCUGUUGUGGUUCAUCAACAGGAUGAACAUCAGCCUGCGAGUGGUGUAUCAAAGGUUGAUAGUUCAGUACAGGGACCCCCACCUCAGGUUGGCCAGGUGACCGGUGCCAAGAAGCGCAAGCUUGGGUCUGUCAGGAGGUUCAAGCAGGAUGAGGCGCAGCAGGAGCAAGGGCAAGUUGUCAAUGGCACAAGUGAGAAGCCUGGCAAUGAGAAAACUGAUUCCGCACAAGGAGAAACGGGUGAUAGGACCAAGGGGGAGGGCGGUGCUAACCGUUGCAUCACUAAGAUCAUCAAGCCAGUGCGGUAUCAUGCCACCAUGACAGAUGACGUGCAGCAGGUUUCCAUAACAUUCAGAGCACUCAGGUCUGAUGGGCAGGAGGUUCUUGUGGAUGACAAGGAAUUGAAGUCUACAAACCCGUUGGUGCUGAUAAACUACUACGAGCAGCACCUGCGUUACAGUCCCACCUCGUGAAAAGGAUGCAUGGAAGGAAAACAUCUGUUAAGGAAUGGGAACUGGAUACCGCAAGCUUGACAUCGAGACUCAAAGCCAAGAGGCAUCAGUUAGUGGACAAUGUUGUGAAGCUUAUUGUUCUACAUCAUGCCCAAUCCUCUAUUUGGAGUGCUCUACCAUUGGGGGGGGGGGGGGUUGGACAAUGGUGUCAAUCUCUAUAUUUUGGGUGGCUCUACUUACCUUUUUUCCAGUUACCUGGUUGAACUUGUUUAGAUUUCUUAAAACUUUUUUGUCGAACCUUGUACUAAUGUCGUGCUCUGCUUGCUACAAAAUGUAUGGUCACAUGAUUUCUUGAAAUGGAACCGGGGUACAAGCUCUUGCCCUAAAAAAUAAUGGGUUUGUGUUCUCUCA
Messenger RNA from Aegilops tauschii subsp. strangulata, 1875 nucleotides. Its product is annotated as probable chromo domain-containing protein LHP1. Gene Ontology annotation, cellular component: nucleus. Lineage: Eukaryota; Viridiplantae; Streptophyta; Magnoliopsida; Poales; Poaceae. Gene Ontology annotation, biological process: heterochromatin formation. The record is from RefSeq and is a predicted model, not a curated record.